GUCGGUUGCUGAGGAGAUUGAAGCGGCUGCAGAGUUUAGCGAGUUUUUCAGAGCGCUCACGGUGUCCUGCCAAUAGCAGCACUGCUCCCGUUAGUAACACGAAACACCCGCGCUCCACCUCAGACCUAAACUUGCUGUUUGAGGAUCUUGGUGCUAGCCGGGUCUUCUGCAGCCACAAACCCCCAAUGGCCUUGGUAGGCCAUUUGCUUUCUUUACUCGCGGUUGCAAGUCUGAGUGAAGUCUCACCCCCCCCCCCCGCCCUCGUCCCCCAGCGUAACCCCGCCUCCUGGCUGUCAAGCGCGCCGGCCCCACCCCGACCCUAGCUGUGCCUUCUCCCGGCUCCGCCCCUGCCCCUUACUCCGGACCCUUGGCGGUUGGACGAGCAGAAACGUCAGCUCCCCACCGGGUCCAGCCGACACCUCAAAGCAAGAAAACGACAUGGCAGCUCCAGCUAAGGACGAGAACCUGUCCCUGGUGGUGCAUGGACCUGGAGACAUUCGCCUGGAGAACUACCCAAUCCCUGAGCUGGGCCCAAAUGAUGUGUUACUAAAGAUGCAUUCGGUGGGGAUCUGCGGCUCGGAUGUUCACUACUGGGAGCACGGCCGAAUUGGGGAUUUUGUUGUGAAAAAGCCCAUGGUGCUUGGGCAUGAAGCUGCUGGAACAGUCACUAAAGUAGGAGCGUCUGUGAAACAUCUGAAACCAGGAGAUCGGGUUGCUAUCGAGCCUGGCGUUCCCCGAGAAAUAGAUGAAUACUGCAAGAUCGGCAGAUACAAUCUGUCACCAUCGAUCUUCUUCUGUGCCACACCCCCGGAUGAUGGGAACCUCUGCCGCUUCUACAAGCACAGUGCUGACUUCUGCUACAAGCUUCCUGACAAUGUUACCUUUGAAGAAGGGGCACUGAUUGAGCCUCUGUCUGUGGGGAUCUAUGCCUGCCGUCGAGGUUCAGUUUCCCUGGGGAACAAGGUCCUUGUGUGUGGAGCUGGCCCAGUUGGAAUAGUCACUUUGCUUGUAGCCAAAGCAAUGGGAGCUGCUCAAGUGGUGGUGACUGACCUAUCUGCUUCUCGGUUGACCAAAGCCAAGGAAGUUGGAGCAGACUUUACCAUCCAGGUUGCCAAAGAGACCCCUCUGGAAAUUGCCAGUAAGGUGGAAAGUCUGUUGGGGAGCAAGCCAGAGGUCACCAUUGAAUGCUCAGGAGCGGAGUCCUCCAUCCAGACGGGCAUCUAUGCCACUCACUCUGGUGGGACCUUGGUGAUUGUGGGGAUGGGCUCUGAGAUGAUCAAAUUGCCCCUAGUGCACGCAGCUGUGCGGGAGGUGGACAUCAAAGGCGUGUUUCGAUACUGCAACACGUGGCCGAUGGCGAUUGCCAUGCUUGCAUCGAAGACUUUGAAUGUUAAACCCUUAGUUACCCAUAGAUUUCCUCUGGAGAAGGCUGUAGAAGCCUUUGAAACAGCCAAAAAGGGAGUGGGGCUGAAAGUUAUGAUCAAGUGUGACCCCAGUGACCAGAACCCCUAAAUGUGAAUUGAUCUAUGCUCUCAGCCCACUCUCUCAGCAUCUAAGGGCUAAACGGCUAGAAGUGGGGGCCAUUAAUGCAGAACUUUCUUUUGAAUGUUAAAAUAAUAAAACUGCAAGCCAAGAGCCUUAGAGGAGUUGGUGUGCCUUAAAGACAGAAGUAGGGACACCUUGGGGGACCUUGCAGCCAGAGUGAGAUGCUUACACUGAGGAGAGUCUAACACAAAGAGUCUGGCAGACAGGUCCUGGGAAUGUUCUUUCUCUAGUACCUUCUUUGGGUGAGGAGGCAAAGCAUGCUCUUGUCCAUGUUCCACUGUGGCUGCCAGGACGUGGGGUUGACUUAGGAAGAAACGGCUUUAUUAACUUGGAAGUGGCCCCGGGGCUGAAGUUUCAGUCAGCUGUUCAGAGAACAGUGUUUCUUGAGCUAAGUGUCAUUUAUUUGAGGAGAGUAAGAAAUGGAACUUGCCUUCUGGAUCCAGUCAAGGAACUGAUCAUAAGAAUAAGACAAAUCUCAGAUGAGGUACACUAGCUUACAUCCCCAGAUGUGGAAAGAAUAAGGGCACUCAGCUCUGCCCGAAGACCACCUGUGCCUCAGCUCCUAAGAAUUCUGUCGUUACAUUUGCAAAGUGGAGGCCCACCUUCCCGACACUGCUCAUUCAUGAUCAGGAGCAGUACCCGUUGUUAGUCCCCUAACUCAUACAAGAGGGCCACAGGAGGGCUUGCGUUUCCCACUCACAGGAUGAGACUCCUCUCCCAGGCUCACUCACAGGCAAUUAUUAUCCCAUUCCACUCAGCUAUGGCUCUCGGAAGAUGCUCCCCUUCUCAGCUGGGUAAGGUUGGUGAUAUCUGUUGGGAGGGUAUCACACAGUGUAAUUUCAUCAUAGGGCUUUUCUUUAUAAGAUUUGGGUCCAAAUCACACCCUUUGAGAUCGUAAGAUAAUCAGGAAGUACAUAGUAACUGACGUGCCUCCGGCUGCAGUCUGUAACCCUCCUCUUCACCUACAAGUAGGGGACGUGAAGAAAAGUGAUCUCUGCUGGAGAAGAUGAGGGCCAAACCUGAGCUUUCUCAAACUGCUUCACAUAAUAAACUCUGUCGCUGGUGUCGGACUUCA
This is a messenger RNA of Arvicanthis niloticus (Nile rat), 2620 nucleotides long. RefSeq names its product sorbitol dehydrogenase (gene Sord). Gene Ontology annotation, biological process: D-sorbitol catabolic process. NCBI's taxonomy places the organism in Eukaryota, Metazoa, Chordata, Mammalia, Rodentia, Muridae. The record is from RefSeq and is a predicted model, not a curated record. Gene Ontology annotation, molecular function: zinc ion binding; L-iditol 2-dehydrogenase (NAD+) activity.